Molecule: messenger RNA, 1201 nt
Organism: Colossoma macropomum (tambaqui)
Lineage: Eukaryota; Metazoa; Chordata; Actinopteri; Characiformes; Serrasalmidae
Product: green-sensitive opsin-1
Exons: 6
Coding region: 134-1201 (355 amino acids)
Biological process (GO): visual perception; G protein-coupled receptor signaling pathway; phototransduction
Cellular component (GO): membrane; photoreceptor outer segment
Molecular function (GO): G protein-coupled receptor activity
Source: RefSeq, a predicted model, not a curated record
GACUGCAGGGCAAUUCUAGGCAAACAAUCACAGUAUUCCUCAGAAGGUCAGAAGACAUCAGAAACGCUCUUCUGAUUCCAGGCUGCCUGUCAUUGCUCUUGGGCUUCUUGAGAGUUCUUCUCUCAGUGCCAGGAUGGCUGCACAUGCAAAUGAGCCUGUAUUUGCCGCCCGCCGCUACAAUGAAGACACCACAAGGGAGACUGCAUUUGUUUACACAAAUGCCAACAAUACAAGAGAUCCAUUUGAAGGUCCAAACUACCACAUUGCUCCUCGCUGGGUCUACAAUGUAGCUUCUGUAUGGAUGGUCUUCGUUGUCAUUGCAUCCGUCUUCACUAACAGUCUGGUAAUCAUAGCAACAGCAAAGUUUAAGAAGCUGAGGCACCCUCUAAACUGGAUUCUGGUAAACCUGGCUAUAGCAGAUCUCGGAGAGACGGUUCUCGCCAGCACAAUUAGCGUCGUCAACCAGAUGUUCGGCUACUUCAUCCUUGGGCACCCCAUGUGCAUUUUUGAAGGGUGGACCGUGUCCGUAUGUGGUAUCACGGCUUUGUGGUCUUUGACUAUAAUCUCAUGGGAACGCUGGGUGGUGGUAUGCAAGCCAUUUGGUAAUGUCAAAUUUGAUGGAAAGUGGGCAGCAGGAGGCAUUAUCUUCUCCUGGGUUUGGGCCAUCAUCUGGUGCUCCCCUCCCAUCUUCGGCUGGAGCAGAUACUGGCCUCAUGGCCUGAAGACAUCUUGUGGCCCUGAUGUGUUCAGUGGCAGCGAAGAUCCAGGUGUGGCCUCCUACAUGAUCACGCUGUUGCUUACCUGCUGUAUUCUUCCUCUCUCCAUCAUUAUCAUUUGCUACAUCUUUGUCUGGAAUGCCAUCCACCAGGUUGCCCUGCAACAGAAGGAUUCAGAGUCCACUCAAAAGGCAGAAAAGGAAGUGUCACGGAUGGUGGUAGUGAUGAUCCUGGCUUUUAUCUUGUGCUGGGGACCAUAUGCCUCCUUUGCCACCUUCUCCGCCCUCAACCCUGGUUAUGCGUGGCACCCACUGGCAGCAGCUAUGCCUGCCUACUUUGCCAAGAGUGCCACCAUCUACAAUCCCAUCAUUUACGUCUUCAUGAACCGCCAGUUCCGUAGCUGUAUCAUGCAGCUCUUUGGAAAGAAGGUGGAGGACGCAUCAGAGGUUUCUGGCUCUACCACAGAAGUGUCUACAGCUUCGUGA